GAGUGGGUUCUUGAGGGGAAUCCCCGCUCGUCACUGGGCGGGGUCAGCGGGAGGGAGUCACCCGCGUCCCGGCGUCCGGGUUUCCGCCGAGCUCGGGAGUAGCCCGGAAAGGCGGAAGCUGCUUUUCUUACGUUCCUCAAUCCCUGGGCCCGUGAGCCGCAGCUGUGUGAGGCCGGCCUCCGGCCGAAGCUGGUCUCAUCAUGGCCGGGGGAUUCGAGCUCGCGCCGGCGUUUGGCGGCCCGCGGGUGGCCUUGUCGCCCGGGGAGACGGUGAUAGGACGCGGGCCGCUGCUGGGUAUAACAGACAAAAGAAUAUCAAGAAGACAUGCUAUCCUAGAGGUGGUGGGUGAUCAACUUAGAAUUAAACCGACCCAUAUAAAUCCUUGUUUUUAUCAGUCUUCUGAAAAGAGCCAGCUAUUGCCAUUGGAGAAAAAUAAAUGGCAUUGGUUGAAUCCUGGAGAUAGUUUUUCCUUAUUAGUUGACAAAUACAUUUUCCAUGUUUUCUCUACACGUUCUGAAGUGGAAUGUACUUUACGAAAUAGUCAGAUGCUUGAUGAAGAUGCUCUACUCAAUGAAUCACCAACAUCUCCUGUAAAUAGCUUUCCUGCUACUAUUGAAUGUGCUAAUUCUCCAGCGGAGCCACCAUCACACUGUAUCAGACAUAAUUCAAACCAGUGCUCAGAGCUGGAGGAAACCACAGAAGUAGCCGUGCCAGCCACUAUACCCCAGAAUAAUUUGCUUCUUCCUGCAAAAUAUAGAAACAGUAGUGAGCAACUAAACUCUGUCCAGAGGAAACGAAUCCUCCCAUCCUGGAUGGUUCAGGGAGAUCUAAAUGUUCAAAACCUUGAGCUACCAUUUGCCCAGGAAGAUAAUGGAAUAGCAAAAGGAAGACUCUGCAUGUAUCCAACAUCAUCAAAAAGAAAAAAAAGAUUGUCAACCUCAGAAAAUUCAGAAAACAUUGAAGCAGAACAAGACCCAAGGAAAGAGUGCAGGGUUACUGAUCAGGAAGACUGUCCCAGUUCAUCAAAGGAAGUGAGUGGAUCAUCCAUUGUAACAGGUUUAAGUAAAAUAGAAAUGACUAAGGCCAAGUCCAAAAGAUCUGAAAUCCCAGGAGAGCAUAUCGAUGAAAAUCUCCAUGAUGAGGACUGUGAAUAUAGAACAUCUCCUAGAGGCAAAAGAAAUAAAAUGGAUGAAUAUGAAAAACAUGUGUCCAUGGAAUGUUCUGGGAAUCCCAAGAGUCACCAAGAUGACUUAUUCCAGAAUAAGGACCCAGGGCUUGGCCCAGAACUGAGCUCUGAUCCUGAAGCUUCGAGUUCAACUGAAAGUAAAGCUGUUCCACAAGAUUCUGGGGAAAAUCAUCCCAGUAGAACACCUUGCAUUUAUGGAGCAAGUUGCUACAGGAAGAACCCUGUCCAUUUUCAACAAUUCAGCCACCCUGGUGAUAGAGAUUAUGGAGAUGCACAAGUUAUGAAUAGAGAAGAGGAUGACAACAGACCUGAAUGCCCAUAUGGAGCUUCUUGUUAUAGGAAGAAUCCUCAACACAAGAUAGAAUAUAAGCAUAGUGAACCAUCAGAGAUGAAAACCAAAAGAUCCAGACACAAAGCUACUAAGAAAGGUGCAAGUGUUUUGGAUGAAGAUAGUGAUAAUGACGGCCAACCGAAUGAGUAUGAUUUGAAUGACAGCUUUUUAGAUGAUGAAGAAGAAGAGUAUGAACCAACAGAUGAGGAUUCUGACUGGGAGCCACCAAAUGAAGACCAAGAAGGUGAAGAUAUUGAAGAGCUUUUGAAAGAAGCAAAAAAGUUCAUGAAAAGAAACAAAUAACUCCUCCUCCAGUAAUAUGCAAUAUUACAUAUUAAGUUGAUUUUCUUUAAAAGAUAAGACAUCCAGGGUUGAGGUUCCUGGGAAGUAAUUGUUUUCCUACCUUUUGUAGUUUUAAUUUUUAUCUUGCCCUUUUGAACAUAUAAAAGUUUAAGCUUUCAGGAUCAUGGAAUAGCUACUGAGCAAUCAUGCUUUUGUUUGUAAAAAUAAAUUUAAUUUAAUUGUCUUGACUUUUAAAUUUUGUUCCUAAAUGUUCAAGAGAGAACUCAGUUAAGUAGCAACCUUUUUUCUCAUCUUCUUUUCUUCUGGUAAUAAAAAGUGAAAAAUAAUUAAACUUAGAGAGUCUGCUUUUGUCCAGACUGGUUUUUCAUUGACCAGCAAUUUUGUCUUUAGAGGGAAAAAAAUAUGCUAUGCAAGUACAUUCAAAAAAUUCUGUCAUUAGUAAGGAAGUAGAAAUCUUUCUUGGUUAUCAUAGUUCUUUUAAACUGAACCAGAUUUUUUUUUAAAUGAUAGCCUUUACAUAAUGGUUAUACUUAAAAAAAAUAGUCUGAGAGUGACCACUGCAAUUUUUUAGACUAUUUUCGCUCUUAAGAACUUGGAAAAAAUCAGUGAAAAUGGAUCCUGACAAUGAUGAACAUAAGUGUUGACUGUGCAGGGAUGCUAUUUUAUGCCCCACAUCAUGUUACUGUAAUUUUUGGCUUUUCUUAGUUUAAAUGUGGAAAAGCUUGAUAGCUUUAUGUGAAAUUGUAGUCUCAGGGAAUAAUUUUUAACUCUGAAGCAGCUUUCUUUUACAUUAAGAAUAUGGAAAUAAUUGGGACAAUUACUCAUGUUCUCCUGAUUGGCUGUGGCUCAAGAUAAAAAUUACAGGUCAUGGGUUGGUACCUUUUUAGCUGGUGAAAAUAGUUUAUUUCCCAGAGACAUAAUUGGGGGACACUCAUCAGAUUGAAUAAAAAUCACUUUAAAAAUUAUGAUGUUUACAUUUUAGCUUAAUUUGUAUCAAAAACAGGUCUUAGGGAAAUAGGAUACUACAUAUGUGAAGGAAAGGAGGUCUCCUCUUUUACUCAUACUUCUCAGGAACAAUCGAGUAUGUAUGUGUCAGAGGGACAGAUGGGGCAGCAAUGGAAAUCAUGACUCUCUAGAUCAAAAAGUAUCUUUGUGAAGCUAAACCAUAGUACUAUUCUAUUCAUAUUCAUUUUUCAAAAGUUACCAUUAGUAACUUUUUACCGUUAGUAACCGUUAGUGUUGGACUAAUAUUUUAAAAAAUUUUCUCCAGGUAAUUGCGUAGUACUUAAAUUGUGCAGUACUUAUGAGAAAUGAACUUACUUUCCCUAGGCAUAAGAACUUAACUAUUCUUAUUUUGUAUUUUGUGGGGUUUUGGUCCACAAUCUGUUAUUUGGUUACUGUAAAGAAAUUGUGAUAUGGAAACUCCUGCAUAUUCAGAUAGUCAACUCUUCUGUAACUGAGAAUCCUUGAGAGUUGCCUACGGCACUGGGACUGAGGCACAGUUUGGGCCCAGAUCUUCACUAGGCCAAGGUGUGACCAGAAUGGCCUUUGUUUUCUUUGGGUGGCUCAGUUUAUCUCAUUGGGCC
Trichosurus vulpecula (common brushtail) is the source of this 3406-nucleotide messenger RNA. RefSeq names its product aprataxin and PNKP like factor (gene APLF). Gene Ontology annotation, cellular component: site of double-strand break; nucleus. The transcript is spliced from 11 exons. Gene Ontology annotation, molecular function: 3'-5' exonuclease activity; protein binding; DNA-(apurinic or apyrimidinic site) endonuclease activity. Gene Ontology annotation, biological process: double-strand break repair. The coding region runs from base 201 to 1820 and encodes 539 amino acids. The record is from RefSeq and is a predicted model, not a curated record. Lineage: Eukaryota; Metazoa; Chordata; Mammalia; Diprotodontia; Phalangeridae.